Molecule: messenger RNA, 3721 nt
Organism: Hemicordylus capensis (graceful crag lizard)
Lineage: Eukaryota; Metazoa; Chordata; Lepidosauria; Squamata; Cordylidae
Gene: SRPX2
Product: sushi repeat containing protein X-linked 2
Exons: 12
Coding region: 1637-3031 (464 amino acids)
Source: RefSeq, a predicted model, not a curated record
AGGAGGGGGGGGAUACAGCUAUGAAGUCCAAGUAGGGAUUUGAACCUGGGUUUCCCCAAAUGUAGUCUGACACUCAAACCACAACACCACAUGGCCAUGUGAUGAGACAUCUGUUUUAUUCGGGUGUUCACCCACACCAGUUAAUCCUUCUGAAAAACACCCAUUAAAGCUGAUGUGUGAGCGCUGUAAGAUAUUCCCCUUAGGGGCCGCUGCCAGUCUGUGCAGCCAGUACUGAGCUGGAUGGACCAAGGCUCUGACUCAGUAUAUGGCAGCUUCCUAUCACAGGCCAGUCUGCUGACUGUUUUGAAGGGACUGCGAGGAAGUCCGUGGUGACCCCUGUUCCCUCUAACAGGGAUUCCCAGAUGUUGUUGACUACAACUCCCAGAAUCCCCAGCCAAAGGCCACUGCAGCUGGGGAUGCUGGGCAUUGUAGUCAAAAACAUCUGUUAGAGGGAGCAGUGGUGGUGGCACUGCUAUAAGUGUUCAGUCUGGAAAGCACCUAGGGGUCUUCCCCAGCCCUGCCGGGAAUUGCUGCUAGAGAGUUAAGGUGGGACCCCUCCUUGCAUGCAAGCACGCAGAUGCUCUUCCAGUGAAUUGUGGCCCCAUAAGUGUGUACAGCAUUGCUGCCUUGAUUUAAAAGCUGUGCCUUUUUACUUUGUUGUUGUUCUGUUGCUGCUGUUAAUACAUCAAGGAAAAUGGUCAGGCAAAGAUAUCUUCCCCAAUCAUUGUUGGUAGAUCUAUCCAGAGCAAAUACAAGUCAACUGGAAAGUGCAGCUCCUAAUUUGCACAUGCAGAUUAUCUGCAAGCCCGUUUGCAUAAUAUGCAAAUUAGGUGCCCGGAUUUGGAAAGCCCGAAUAUGGCAGCCCUACUCCUGCCUCCCUGCCCCCGCCAAGGGAAGGAACCUGGACCUGGAGAAGCUGCACUGAGUAAUUUCCUGCUGUUUCGGGAGCCGGAGAAGAUGACCCCCCCCUCCCCCCGACUGCCCUGACGCCACAGAAGCCUGUGGAGGCGACUCUGCAGAAUUGGUUUGCUGACUGAAGUUGUGACUCAUGAAUGCCUGCAGCCCUCUGGACUGGGCUACUGGGCAGGACUGGGUGGUGUUGCUUUCACCCUGCUUGAGACUUCUGUGUGCUGCCCUGAGCCAGUUCCCGAGGGCGGGGGUCUCCUUCCCUCUUCCCUCCCCAUUCUCGCUCGGCUGUCCUUGUGGGCCUCUUAAGCCGGCAAUCACCACCCUCCACUCGUUCCUCCUCCUCCUCCUCCUCUCUGAGAAACACACUACGGCUUUGAAGAAACAUCUGGCAGCCGCGCAUCUGGGCAGCCUUAGCUGAGUCUGGGACCCGUGUAAAGACAAGGAGUUUGUUUUCAGAAGCCUGGAAGAGGAGGGUUCCUUCCUGCAAGGGCAGCGGCGGCGGGGAGCAGGGGCUUGCGGAGCUGCCUCCUCCGGACAGGUGUGGGGCGGGGUCUGGUGCCCUCCUGCCCCCCAAGGUCAGCCAGCCCCCCUGUGCCAGCCCCUCUAGGAAGAUUCUGGCACACAGACCGUUGCAGCAGCCUGCCUUGCAGCCUGUCCUGGAUUAUCGGUGGUGGCCACCAUCUCUCCGUACUACGCAGCCAGCUGGGAAUCCCCUGCACACACUAGGAUGCCUCAGCGAGCCUCUCCCCUUCUGCUGUUUCUCUGGGCCAAAGUGGUGUCCUCCACGUGGUAUGAAGGGUCGGGCUACGCGGCUGCAGAAGGGCAAACCAACGAAGUGCCUGUUGAGGAGACCCGCCAUGAUCCUGCCCCGGAAUAUCGAGUCCCCCAGUGGUGUUACCUCUUAAACGUGAACCACGGGGAAGCGGCCUGCUACUCCCCCCGGGGAGGCAACUACCGCAGCAGCCUGGGCACCCGCUGCGAGCUCUCCUGUGACCGUGGCUACCGCUUGAUCGGCCAGAGGUCCGUCCAGUGCUUGCUGAGUCGCCGCUGGUCUGGGACCGCCUACUGCCGACAGGUCCGGUGCCACGCACUAGCCACCGUCCAUCACGGCGCCUUCCAGUGUUCGAACGGAGUGAAGCUCGACUCCCACUGCGACUACAGCUGCCGUCCCGGCUACCACCUGGAGGGCGACCGCAGCCGCGUGUGCCUGGAAGAUGGGCACUGGAGUGGCGGCGAGCCAAUCUGUGUAGAUUUAGAGCCUCCCAAACUCCAGUGUCCUGAGUCACGAGAGCGGCUAGCAGAGCCCGGCAAGCUGACGGCCACCGUGUUCUGGGAUCCGCCGCGGGCAAAGGACUCUGCCGAUGGUGUCAUCAGACAGCCCAGAAUUAUGCUCCGGGGCCCGGAACCAGGGUCCGAGUUUGCCGAAGGAGAGCACCUCGUCCGCUACGUCGUCUACGACCAGGCGUACAACCGAGCCAGCUGCAAGUUCUUUGUUCGGGUCCAAGUGAGCCGCUGCCCCCUCCUGAAGCCCCCCGAGCACGGCUACCUCAGCUGCAGCUCGGCAGGCAACAACUACGGGGCAACCUGCGAGUACCAGUGCGACGGAGGCUACGAGCGCCAGGGGGCCCCCUUGCGGGUGUGCCAGUCCAACCGGCAGUGGUCCGGCACCCAGCCCACCUGCACACCCAUGAAGAUCAACGUGGACGUGAGCUCUGCGGCCGGCCUGCUGGACCAGUUCUACGAGAAGCGGCGGCUGCUGGUGGUCUCUGCCCCCGACCCCUCCGACCGCUACUACAAGAUGCAGAACGCCAUGCUGCAGCAAGCGACCUGCGGGCUGGACUUGCGCCACGUCUCGGUCAUCGAGCUGGUGGGGCUGCCUCCUCACGAGGUGGGCCGGAUCCGUGAACACCGGCUGUCGGACAACAUCAUCGAAGGGCUGAGGCAGUUCCUGCACGUCACUCGGUCCCGCUUCAACAUGGUGCUGGUGGACAAGGAAGGCAUGGACCGCGAGCGCUACAUCCAGCCCGUGACCCCGGAGGAGCUCUUCUCCUUCAUCGAUACCUACCUGCUCAGCGGCCAGGAGCAACUCCAGCGGGAACAGAACAGCGACACGUGCGAGUGAUCGGGGCUGCUCCCUGCAGAGGGGCAACGGGGACCCUCCGAGGGCCCAGCCUCCCCAGAGAGAGGCAGGCUUCCCCUCUCUGCAUUAUACCUUUCGUGGGCGAGAGGAGGAAAGGCUGGGUUUGAUCCUGAGGGACAGCAGCGCCUGCCUCGCCCGGCCUUGGAGGCCUCCAGAGAUGGCCGUAGCACUGAGACUAUUUCUUCUCCCCGCCCGCCCCCCCCCCAUGAACAAAAGCCAAAUGCCACCCAUUGUUCCUGCGGUGAUUGUUCAGGAAGGAGAGUGGUCCUGCUUCUGUUCUGCUCGCCCACUUCCUAUAUUCCAGGAGUACAUUCCCCGUUGAGAGGACCAUAGUCAAGAAGGGGCAGCGGAAUACCCCCGAAUCCUCCUCCUCCUCCUCCGGUGUUCUCCAGGUCGCAUGUUACCUUCAUCCAAGGCACGGAGUCUUGCUCCAGUUACGCUCCCGGUUUCUGCAGUGGAGGAGGAGGAGACCUUCUCUCUCUCUCUCUCUCUCAAGAGAAGUACCUACUUGUUCUCCCGCAAAGCUUAAUUCCUUUCAUCACCUAAAUGAACCAACCAGCCCCCCUGUGCAGCUUUGAAGCCCUCGUCGUUUGAGAGGAGAAUCACUCCGGCCAGUGAGGGGGGGAAGGCUUUUCCUACCAAUAAAAUAAGUGGAGCCGUGCUUUCCAGAAA